AAAACAAUCAACACAAUGUCCGGUCACGAAGAUGAUGAUCAUGAUGUCGAGCGGGAGAUUCAUGUGGAUGUCGAUUCAGAUUCAAGAAUGUCCUGCGGAACGGGAUCGGAUAUCGAUUUGGAUGGCAGUUGUUAUGAUGAAUCAGAAACUCCUUUAAGUGAAUCCCUUCAAUCAGAACAAACAAGAUCAUCCUCCAGUGAGAACCUGCCAUUUAGCAUAUCCCGCCUGCUAUCAAAUCCCUACGAAAAUAACAAUAAAAGUCCCGAUAAGGAUCUCAAUCAAAUCGACAGUGAAGCAAUGGCUGCAUAUAAAUUAGCCACCAGUAUUGCUUCAUCGCCGUAUGGAAGUGCUGCUACUGCUCUCUAUUCAUAUCCACAUUUGUACUCAUCUGGUCAUGUGCUGCGAGUUCCACCACAAAGAUCACCAUUGACAUGGGCCCUGCCGCCAUUGCAUCAUGCUGCGUUAGCGCAUCAAGCUGUUAAAGAUCGUUUGGCUGCUGCGUUUCCCAUUGCCCGUCGAAUUGGUCACCCAUACCAAAAUCGAACGCCACCAAAGCGAAAAAAGCCAAGAACAUCAUUUACCCGCAUUCAAGUUGCCGAAUUGGAGAAAAGAUUUCACAAACAAAAAUAUCUUGCUUCGGCGGAACGAGCUGCACUGGCGCGAGGUCUUAAAAUGACAGAUGCACAAGUGAAAACGUGGUUUCAAAAUCGAAGAACAAAAUGGAGAAGGCAAACAGCAGAAGAACGAGAAGCUGAACGACAAGCAGCAAAUCGUUUAAUGAUGUCAUUACAAGCUGAAGCCAUUAGUAAAGGUUUUCCACCACCUCCAGCCCCCAUUCAAUCGCAUCCCUCACAAACGGUUAAUGGUGCACCAUUGGCUGCUCUGCAUGGUCUUCAGCCUUGGGCUGAGCAACAUCCUGCCGGAUGCUAAUAGUAUUGAAGGUUUUUCCUUUAUAGAAAAUAAAAUUUUAAAAAAUUUAAAAAAACAAAGCAAAAUCAACACACCCUAUUUUGUGAUAUGGAAAACUUAAGAUAUUCCGCUGUUUUGUAAAUAUUUAUUAA
Molecule: messenger RNA, 1061 nt
Organism: Episyrphus balteatus (marmalade hoverfly)
Lineage: Eukaryota; Metazoa; Arthropoda; Insecta; Diptera; Syrphidae
Gene: C15
Product: T-cell leukemia homeobox protein 3
Exons: 4
Coding region: 16-930 (304 amino acids)
Biological process (GO): animal organ development; regulation of transcription by RNA polymerase II
Cellular component (GO): nucleus
Molecular function (GO): DNA-binding transcription factor activity, RNA polymerase II-specific; RNA polymerase II cis-regulatory region sequence-specific DNA binding
Source: RefSeq, a predicted model, not a curated record